This is a messenger RNA of Theileria parva strain Muguga, 1989 nucleotides long. RefSeq names its product SVSP family protein. The record is from RefSeq and is a predicted model, not a curated record. Bases 1 to 1989 code for a protein of 662 amino acids. NCBI's taxonomy places the organism in Eukaryota, Apicomplexa, Aconoidasida, Piroplasmida, Theileriidae. The transcript has a single exon.
AUGAAUAAGCAUAUUGUUUAUAAUUUCGUAUUAAUAUUUAUAAUAAUCCAAUGUGUUGAAUCUCAAGACAACAAUCCUGAUCAACCUGCUGAUGAUGAAGAAGAUGAAGAUAACUUUGAUGUUUUAGAUCUAGAACAAAUCAUUCAGCAACGACUUAGUCGUUUUGAUGACCCUCAAUACCAACCACAAUAUCAACAAUUACAAGAAUCUCAAUAUCCAACCCAACCAGAGACUCAACCCCAACAUUAUGAUUAUUACCAACCUGAAUUACAAGGAUAUCAUUCAGAAUUAUCAUAUUAUCAACCCCAACAUCAGUAUUACCCAGGAUAUCAACCUGAAUCACAAGGAUAUCAACCUGAAUAUCAGUACUAUCAACCUCAACCAUAUGGUCAAUACCAACCAUACGAAAUCCAGAUUCAAACUCAAGAACCAAUACCAUAUUAUGUACCACCACAGCAACCAGGUCAAUAUUAUAUACCUCCAGUAACUCAACCUACUCAACAACCAAGUUAUCAAAAUUACUACCCUGGGUAUCCUCCACAUCAACCAUCCUAUCAACAUCAGCAUUACGAACCUCCAGUAACUCAACCUGCUCAACAACAACAGUAUUAUCAACCUAGUCAACCUACUCAGACUCAGCCUCAACUACCACAGCCACAGUAUGAGUAUUAUGAACCUAGUCAUCCUAGUCAUACUACUCAACCUCAGCAUCAAUAUUAUGAACCUCCACAAACAUACCAACCACAACAGUAUUAUCAACCUACUACGGCUCCACCGCCUCAGCCACAAUUACCACAACAACAGUAUGAGUAUUAUCAACCUACUACGGCUCCACAAACAUCGCAACCAGAACAGCAACAUUAUUAUGAACCUACUACUACUCAAACUCAACAACCAGAACAGUAUUAUGAUCCUAGUCAUCCUACCCAACAACAACAUUAUUAUGAACCUCCCCAUACUCAAACAGAAGUGAUUCAGUCAGAGCCUCAGUCACCCCAAACUCAAUCAGAAACUGUGGAAGACGAUGAUAAUUUCUAUGUGACAGAACAUGAUCAACCCCAACAUUAUGUGCCUCCACAUACUCAAGUAACUAAAGCUAAACAACCAACUGGAACACAAGCUGAAGUUAUACAAGUUCAACAGAUUGAUGAUGAGGAAAAAGAGAAGAAGAGACAACAAAGAGCCAAGUUGUUGGAAAAAUUAAAAAGAAAAAUACAACGUCCGGAUAAAACAAAGCCAUCAAAACAACAAACUGCCCAACCAAGAAAAAGAAAAAGACCUCAAACUACAAGUGGAGACCAAGGUGAGGAGGAGGAAGAUGAAGAAGAACCUAUUGAAAUACAAUCAAUUGUUCCAAUUAGAAAAUCUAGUGUAAUCAAACUUUUUAAAAAGGAUUCUUCAGAAAAUCUUGUAGAAAUGACUGAUAAAGAUUAUGUUAUAACAUUUGAUGAUUCACAUAAAAGAAAAUAUAAAUUCAAAGCAUAUCUUGAGCAAAUAGAAUGUAACAAUGAGGUUAUCUACGUACAUACAAGUGGAACACCACCUUAUUGUUUUUCAUUAACUCAUAGUAAGAAAACACAUAUAAUUAUAAUUACCAAGAGUCAAGGAUUUACAUUAGUAAGGAAAGUCAACGGAGAAUGGACAAGAACUGAUGCUAAUAUUCCAGAUUAUGUCAAAUUCUACAAACGGGAUUCUGGAGGGAAUGAAGUUUUAAUAACCAAUAAUGAAUAUAAUAUUGAUUUUACUUCACUUCGAUCCUUUAGAUACACAUUCCUCCCAGGGACAAGAUGUCAUAAAGUACAAGUUAAGGGCGUGAUUGCGUGGAAGAAAACUGAAGAUGAUGAUAAUUUUCCUGAAAUAAUUUACGUUACACCAAAAUUCGGUGUUAUACUUAAGUUUAAGAAAUAUACUAAAGUCUUCGAAAAAAGGGGUAACACGUAUCAAUAUUUACGCACUAAUAAAAAUUUAAUAAAAGCCAAAUAUAGAUAA